AGUCAAGACGGUCAAAUCGGGAGCGAAGGGCAAGGGGGACGGGGGAAUCCGCGGGGGGAGAGGGAAAGGGAGGGGGAGCCGCGGGGUGGUUUUGGUUGUGAAAUAUAGAGAGGACCGGGCGGGACAGCGCUGGGCGAAGCGGCUUCUCGCCGUAAGGGGAUUGAUCGCUCGCCUCGGGGGGGAAGUGUGGUUGGAGAAUGGAGACGGUGGAUUUCAUUCGUGUGUCCGUUAGCGGACUAGCGUUGCGUGGUUUCUCGUCCGUGAAGACAAUGGGGAGCGAAGGACGAGUUGCAGCUGCAAGAAAACGCUUGGUUUUCUGUGAGAUUCGGUUGGGAGGGCUUCCGUCGCAGACGGCUGAAGUGCAGAUCUUGGACACUCGUGAUGGGGAGGUGGACAAGGGUAAAAUCGGGGCUACCUUCUACCUCGAUCAAAAGGCAAUGGAGGCCCUGUGCGCGCCAUCGUCCUGCGGACUUCAGGCGAAGUCGGUGCUGGAGAUCAACGUGCUCACGGUGGACAGAAGUGGUGGGGGCUUUCAUUGCGGAGCUUUCGAGAGACAGAGUAUAGGAAAGUUCAAGUUCGAUGUUACGCAGCAAUGGACUGAGGGAAAGGUUCAUGUGGUGCAUUCUGGCUGGACGCCCAUCACGCAGAAGAGAAGGAACUCCUUUUUCAUUUGUCGAAAUAGGGCUCAGCAGUCGGUGAUAGAACCGGAAAUGCACUUACGUGUGAAGGUGGAGCCGGAUCCGCGUUAUGUUUUUCGAUUUGCAGGGCAGACAAAUCUCAGUCCGCAGAUAGUGCAAACGUGUGGAUCUCGUCAGCAACCUUUUUUCAGUUGCAAGUUCAGUCGAGACCGUGGCAAUCGAUCCAGGUACAGAAGUGGUGACGUUCUCAGGGGAAGCUCAUAUGAGGCAGGAGGAAGAGGGGAGGGCACCGAGAAUAGGGAAAGGAAAGAUUGGACGGUGAUGAUCCAUGAUCUGUCUGGAGUUCCGAUCGCUGCGGCAACUAUGGUUGCGCCAUUUGCUCCGUCUGCAAAAGGUGACGAGGUUACUAGAGCGCGGCCUGGAGCGUGGAUGAUUCUGAGACCGGAUACGUGCGAGGGAAAUUCCUGGCAGUCUUGGGCGAAGCUCGAAGCAUGGAGGGAGAAGGGUAAGAAAGCGGUCGGCCUCCGGUUGGAAAUGAUGGACGAAGACCGGUUCUUGCGGUUUGGAAGCGGCGGGAGAACUGUCCCCGUUGUAGAGACGGUUGUGGAUGCGGAUAAGGGAGGGGUUUUCACCCUGGACACGUCGCGGGUGGCCAGAUCGGGAGCGGGAAGUGCUGUGUCAUCUGCGGAGGGAAGUGCUUUGUCGUCUAGGUCGGCCUCCAUGGACUCUGCUGCAAAUGGAUCCGGCAGGGAAAGAGGAGGCAGCAACAGCUGCAGCUUCUCAUCUGCCCGCGGCUUCUUAAUGAGCGUCAAGGUGGAGGGGGAGAAGAAGAGGGGUGAGAGCAAGCCGGUUGUACAGGUCAGCACGCGAAACGUUGUCCACGUGGAAGACGUGGCUGUGUUUGUGGCUUUGGCAGCAGCCGUCGAUCUCAGUGUGGAAGCUUGUCGGCCUUUCAAGGACAGAAGGCGAGAGCUCGGGAGAAGACGUGAUCGCGAGAAUGGCAAAUUUAUCUUUCUCUGGAGAGGCUUCAACAUAGUGAUCUUAACUGACAUGCCACCAUCAGGACGGGAUACGAGGCACAGUUACAAUGGCGAGUCUGCACGGUCAUACAGUAUUUGUAGUGGAUUGCCGAGGCUUAUCCAGUUGGUCAUCGCGUUAUCAGUUCAAGCUUGGACCCUCGAGCGAAAGUGUAUGCCUCUGCUUGUGACAACAGCUGUGCCGUCUUGUGUCUCGGAUUGUGGGAUUGGGAAGUUGAUGGAGCAUCUUUGCGACAACAGCAGUAUUUGUGGUGGAUUGUCGAGGCUUAUCCAGUUGGUCAUCGCGUUAUCAGUUCAAGCUUGGACCCUCAGGCGAAAGUGUAUGCCUGCUUGUGACAACAGCUGUGCCGUCUUGUGUGUCGGAUUGGGGGAUUGGGAAGUUGAAGGAGCAUCUUUGCGACAAUAGCUGGCUUCUUUUUGUUGUCGGAUUGUGGGAUUGGCAAGGUGGGAGGAGCACCGUGAAUCGCGUUCCAUUCCCACUGAUAUCAGGGAAUGUGCGACGGAAUAAGAAGAGGAGAAGAUAAACCAAUCUUAUUCCUUGUUCGCUGUGAUAAGCAUUAGGAUUUUUUGUUUCCUUGUCGAUGGUCGAGUUGGUGGACAUGUUUUCUCGCUGCCGCAGAUGCGAGCAGCGGAAGGGUGUGUGUAUUAUACGUCCGUGGUUAGGGCGCGUGCGUUUGUAGUUGUCGGUUCUAUAGACAAAGAGGAUGAAGGAAGUUUUUUCCACGUCAUGAAUCACAUGGCUAUCCUCGCGCAUUCUGUACAUAGAGAAAUCGAGAGCGAGCGAGUCCUGCUUUGAGACACAGAGAGCUAAGGUGGCAGGCAGGCACGCACGUGCGUCAACGAGUUCCUGCUACCACGUCGCUCUUUGUUAAGUUGUAGUUUAUGUCGGCGAUUAGGGCGUUUUGUCUAGCCGUCCGUAUGCGACAUAGGGGAGUUUUGUCCUCUUCACAUCCGCGUUGCUCGCUCAUAUUGCAUAAGUGCAAAUCGUCAUAGAUGGCAGGAAAAUGCCGUCGGUCCACACGUUCUUGCACCUGCUUUCUUGAUUUACGCUUUAGCCUGAAGGAAUCUUCUAUUGCGCUCGUGGUACGAUAGACGGUGGGAUUAUUGCCGUCGGUUCACGUUCAUACUCGCUUUUGACUUACAUUAGAGCUGCCUGUGUUCGAUACGCACUCAGCGCGUACUUAAACUAGCUAGCACUAUCGUUAAGGUAUCGGACUGCAUUUAAUGCCGGACCUGUAUGCAUCUGGCCGCAAUUCCGUCCAGAAAUAAGCAGAAAAGUGCUAGUGUGAGUAUGCCCUCAAGUAUCCAUGUUGUUGCGCUUGAAGGAUCGAUCGGUCUCUCUGUGGGGGGGUCUUUUCGCUCCUUCGGCAUUCUCGACAAUGGAGAAGGGGAGAAUUGAGUAUGCGGCUGUUUGGCGUUUUACCAGUCGUACGGGUCUACCUGUGGAUUACGCUGGAAAGCAGUUGAAAUUGUGAGUCAGGAGUGUCUUCGUCCACCGUAGCCGGAGGGAGUAGGUGAUGUGAAACGUUGAAGGGACGUUCAAGGAACUUGAGUAUUGAACGAGCACGGAGGAUUUGGGUCAUGGCCUCACAGCACACGCGGAGUGAGAGGAACGUGAGAGAUGAGAGAGAGGAGAAGGUAGAGGAAGGUGAGCGCGUUAAUAAUGACGCUUCCGACGUUCGAUUAAAAUUUGCGAAGGAGCUUUGAGCGCUCUCUUUGCUUUUGCGGUUGGAAAUUGUCAGUUGAGUGGGCGAACGGACGGGGUAGGUUCAGCAUUUGUAGGCUCCUUUUUUUUGGUUGUCGAUGUCAUGUCUGUCGUCGGCGUCGGUUCUGACGUUUGGAUGAAUACAGGAGGAAUUCCCGAUCACCAGUGCUUUGAGUGCAGGGGUACUCGAGUGCUGCCGUGUGUGCCAUCCAAGCGAACGAUUGUGUGCUCGCCGUUUUUGUUUCUAGUGGCAGCUGUGUCUCGAAAGCGUCGUCCGUUAUGUUAGACCAUCGAGUUUCUUUUGUCGGUUCGGUUUUUAUUCGAAUCCCCUCGAGGUUAUACGUGUGUGUGCAUCAGUUUCUUGACUUUUAAGUUUCGGAGAGAGACUCGGGGGGGAGAGCAGAGAGAGAGAGAGAGAUAGAGAUAGAGAGAGAGAGAUUAUGUGCGUGGGGGACAGCUUUUGUAAAGCUAAUGGGAGACUGACAGGAUCAAAGAAGAGAAAGCGGCUGACUCGGCCCGGUGCUAGAUCACGCAAGCGAACGUUGGAGCUUUCUGCCUCAGCACGGAGCUGUGUGCUUGUAUAAGUAGAACGUCAUUACAGCCAACAGAUCUGGGCGUUUGUGGAACGGAGGUUUGGUUCUUGCAGGGGGGAGAAAUUGGGGUAGGGAAUAACCAGGUUCAGUGGUUCACCUCUUGGCGCUGAGACACCCUUGUAUAUGCGUUUGUACUGUUAGCGGUGAAGUCGUUCUGUCUGUCUGUCUGUCUGUGUGUGACUACGGCGCAUGAAGAUGGUGGCGGUGGUAUCGUCAUGACAAUGACAAUCCUUUCUUCAAGUUUCGUACUUGAACUGUUCUUUUACCUCUUGCCGCCUCUCAGCCAUUGGAUCCUGUAUCUCAGCCAUUCGAUCCUGUAUGGCCGUUCUCAAUGCAUUACGAGGAGUCGUGUCAUACGACUCACGUGAAUGCACUCGACUCUGAUUACAGGCAAAAUGCGGCAAACGCAUUCGUGUCUGAAUACAAGACAAGUGCAGUAAAUGCGUUCGACUGUUAAUGCAUGCGAAAUGCAGUAAAUGCAUUUGAGUCUGAAUACAAGGCAAGCUGCAGUAAAUGCAUUUGCGCCUGAAUACAGGCAAGAUGCAGUACAUGCAUUUGAGCCUGAAUACAGGCCAAAUGCAGUGCAUGCAUUGGGCGUUGGCUUGAAAUAUUUUUGUGAUCAUCAGGGUAUGAACUGCGGUGUUCCCGGAGACCGAAAUAUGAUUACCUUUGACGAAAUGGGUACCUUUGACGGAGCAUUGAACUGAAUGAUGGAGCGGAUCAGAUCAGAUCAACGGUCGCGAUAUAUUGGCUGCAUCGACGACGGCGGCGGUCUUGGCGCGGCUUCAUUCAGAAUUUUUGAGUCGUCCGAAUGAACAUGGUCCUGAAAUCUUCCUAAUAAUGCAUGUAGAGUAAUGUGUUGUGGGGCCAGGCCUGAAGCAUUCUGUUUUUCCAAAAAGUUCGGUUCUGCUGUCCACUUUUGUUUUUCAAUAUGCUUCGUCGGUCGAUCGAUAGACAGCAGAGCAACGGGGGAGAGAGGGGAUUUGGCGGCUUGCCGCCGGGAAAUGUGGGGAGAGGAGGGGUAUUGUUGUCAUGCCACGAUUUUUCUGAUGAAUCGUUCCAUAUUGAAGGCCAGGUUCAUUUGGAAAAGUAUUACGAUGAGUACGGGCCUGGCUGGCAAUGUGCCAAAGUUGGCAAGUGCAGUUCUGUCCAGAUUCAGUCUGACUGGACCCGUUUUGAACGUAUCGGGACCGCUUACACCUUCAGAUACGUUUAGAAUGGAGCGAGGCCCAAUAUUAGGCACCAUUGUUGAUCAGAUGUUGAGAUCUCAAGAGUUAUAUUCAUCCUCAGGUGCAUUUAUCUCCAAGGUUAUGUUCUUCCUCCUCAGGUGCAUUUAUUUCAAGCGUUGUGUUCUUCCUCAGGUGCAUUUAUCUCAAGGGUUAUGUUCUUCCAGCAGCAGGCGUGUGUGGAGUGAGUAAUUGAGCUCGGUCCUUUCGUUCUCGUGGGAUGGUCGCUUGUCUAACGAUGGCUGUUUCGGCGGCUGGAGUGUGUGGAGUGGGUGAACAUGGAGGUCUUGCAGCUUGGUCAUGCUGUUCUGGUGAUGCGCUACGCUCGAUGCAAGUGUAUAUGAGCUUCCCUCCACUACUCGACAUUCUGACACGUGUCUGGACUGCUCAGUUCAGGACCAGAUGCGUUGCGACGGAUCCAACAAUGUUGAACGUAUUGGCACCAUUUGUAGCUCCAGAUGCAGUUUGUGUGUUGUGCAGGGGAGCGAGGCUUUAUGGAAAGAGAAUAUGGCGAAGGAUGACGGAGGCCCCGGGGGGGGGGCCGGCGCUUCACUGGAUGGCAGGGCACGACGUAGGAUCGUCCGGACGAGAUUUUCCAGUGUCCCGUUUAUUUCGGCUUUUCCAUUAAUUUUGUUUGUUGAUUGUGCGGCCCCUGGCCGUGGAUUUCAGUUCUCAAGAGGUGCAUAAGUACUUCACAACUUGUUGUUCAACUUGCUUCCACCAAAUUCGAAAACAAAUUUAUAAUGGACUC
Molecule: messenger RNA, 5950 nt
Organism: Chara braunii
Lineage: Eukaryota; Viridiplantae; Streptophyta; Charophyceae; Charales; Characeae
Source: the annotation of a GenBank genome assembly